UUGAUGAAAAUGGAUAUGGAUCCAAAUAUUAACUUAGAAAAUACUUUCUUCACACUCGCUGAUUCCAUGAUCCCAUUACCAACUCAUAGUUUUAUUCCACUGAAUUACAACCAACUCCAACCUUCAUUCCUUCCCGUUCCAGACUCCACUCACCACCUCUUCCAUUUCUUUUCCAAGCCUUCUCAUCAUCUUCCACCCUUCAACAACCUUUCUUCUACUUCUUCUUCCUCUCGAAAACGUCCUCGUUUCGACUCCUCCGUUUGUCCCAACCACGAGUUCUUGCCUCCCGUUCAACCGCAAAAUGAGUUGGCUCGUCAGCGCCGACAAAAUAUCAGCGACAAGGUUCGGUGCUUGCAAAAGCUGAUGCCCUGUGAGAAGAAAAUGGAUACUGCUACCACGCUGGAAGAGGCCUAUAAAUAUGUCCGAUUCUUGCAAGCUCAAGUCAAAGCUGUCCAAACAAUGCCACCAAUUGAGUCUAGCUUUUCUCUUCAAAACUACUUGGAUGUGUACCAUUUUGGAGGUCCCAGUGGGUUGGAGAUGUUGAACAGGCAGCAACUUUUGCAGGUUUUGGUUAACUCUUCUGUGGCACAAACCAUGCUUUAUUCUAAAGGGUUUUGUGUUUUUUCUUUGGAACAGUUGAUUUUGAUGAACAAACUUGGCCAGGCAAAACUUUUUAUGCAGCAGCAGCAGCACCACCAGUAGUAUAGUAUUUCUUUUUUUUGGGCUUAUUAAGGUACGUACGGACAUGAAAAUGA
Molecule: messenger RNA, 755 nt
Organism: Mangifera indica (mango)
Lineage: Eukaryota; Viridiplantae; Streptophyta; Magnoliopsida; Sapindales; Anacardiaceae
Product: transcription factor bHLH117-like
Exons: 1
Coding region: 4-702 (232 amino acids)
Biological process (GO): regulation of DNA-templated transcription
Molecular function (GO): protein dimerization activity; DNA-binding transcription factor activity
Source: RefSeq, a predicted model, not a curated record